Messenger RNA from Vidua chalybeata, 1178 nucleotides. RefSeq names its product dehydrogenase/reductase SDR family member 4-like. Gene Ontology annotation, molecular function: carbonyl reductase (NADPH) activity. Lineage: Eukaryota; Metazoa; Chordata; Aves; Passeriformes; Viduidae. The coding region runs from base 350 to 1153 and encodes 267 amino acids. The transcript has 7 exons. The record is from RefSeq and is a predicted model, not a curated record.
AGGGCAGGGCGGGAAGCAAAAAGGGCGCGAAGGCGCCGGCGCCAUUUUGGUUGAGGGCAUGACUUGACGGGCGGGGAAUUAAAUCGGAAUUAAAGCCGUAAAAUGAGGGGAAAAACGGGAAUUUCGGUUAAAUUUAAAGGCGGGAAUUAAAGUAAUUUAAAUUACGAAUCGGCGGAGAAGGCUUCGGGAAAAAAACCCGGGGUUUUGGGGAGGAAAAAAAAAGGGUUUUGGGGGGGGAUUUUGUGAGGGGUUUUGGGGGGGAAAUUUCGCAGCUUUGGAGCACUUUGAGGAAAAGCCUGAGGAGAUUUGAGGUAAAAAAAAAAUUCUGGGGGGGAUUUGAGGGAGAAAAAUGAGAUUUGGGGGGUUUGUGAGGGGAUUUGGGGUAAAAAUGAUUUUUUUUUUUUUAGUGGGAUUUCGAGGAGAUUUGAGGAUCGGGCUGGGCGUGGCCGAGGCGCUGGGCGUGGCCGGGGCUCAGGUGCUGCUCAGCUCCCGCCACGCCCACAACGUCCAGAGAGCCGUGGAGCAGCUCAGGGGGCGGGGCCUGCAGGUGAGCGGCGUCACCUGUCACGUGGGACGGGCCGAGGACCGCGAGAGGAUGGUGCAGGCGGCCCUGGACACGUUCGGCGCCAUCGACAUCCUGGUCUCCAACGCCGCCGUCAAUCCUCACCUGGGCCCCGCCCUCGAGGCCGACGAGCGCAUCUGGGAGAAGGUGUUCCAGGUGAACGUGACGGCGGCGGCCAUGUUGGUGCGGCUGGUGGUGCCGCACAUGGAGAGGCGCGGCUGUGGGAGGACGAGGCCACGCGGGAACGAGCACUGGCAGCACUGGGAGCCGAGCGGCUGGGCUCCCCGCAGGACGUGGCGCAGGCCGUGCUGUUCCUCGUGUCCCCCCAGGCCGCCUUCGUGGCCGGGCAGACCCUGCUGGUGGCCGGGGGGGCGCGGCCCCGCCUCUGACCACGCCCACCCCGUCAGCAUGCAGAUUUAUGCAAAUCAGGCGCAAAAUAAAAUCGGUCUUGUCAGUGCGAAUUGGGUUGGGGCGUUACUGGUUUAUACUGGGAGGGGCUGGGAGGGGAGUGGGAGGGGCACUGGAGGGGGUCUGACCACGCCCACACCGCUAAGACGCAGAUUUAUGCAAAUUAGAUGCAAAAUAACAUAGAAUCUGUCAAUGUUAUUUGGGAUUG